Leptosia nina is the source of this 1410-nucleotide messenger RNA. NCBI's taxonomy places the organism in Eukaryota, Metazoa, Arthropoda, Insecta, Lepidoptera, Pieridae. The record is from the annotation of a GenBank genome assembly.
AUGCAAUCGCAACGUGAGCAACGUGGACACACGUAUAUGCAAUGGAUCGUGGCAUCGAUAGCGAACUUAUGUACUCUGGCAUACGGCAUGGACGUGGGAUGGAUUUCCCCAAUGACAAAGAUUCUUCAGUCCGAUGCCUCUCCUCUAGGAUUUCCCGUAUCCGAUGAAACUAUGUCAUGGGUGGCGAGCGUAUUGUGCAUAGCUGGUACCUUGGGGGUAGUCAUAUUUUCUUAUCUAGCUGAUAAAAUUGGAAGAAAAUGGACAAUUGCAGCACUAUUAAUUCCACAAACGCUAUCAUUAAGUUUGAGAUUGUUCUCUCCAACAAUAGAAGCAUUGAUUAUUGGCAGGAUAUUAGCUGGCAUAUCGGGUGGUGGAUCGUUUAUCGUUAUCCCCAUGUAUGUGAAAGAGAUUAGCCAAGAAAGUCUUACUGGAAUACUUGUUUCUUUACAAAUCUUAUACCAAAAUAUUGGCAUCCUAAUUAUAUAUAUCAUCGGAAUAUAUUUGGAUUACUAUUCUACGCUAUGGAUCAUAUCUGCAGUCCCAGUCAUUACUUUAGUACUUCUGCUAAAAUCUCCGGAGUCACCCGCAUUUUUGGUAAAGCAAGAAAAAAUCGAUGAAGCGUACAAAGUAGUAGCUUGGUUAAGAGGUUUAGAAUGCAACGACAAAAGAGUGGAAAAUGAAAUCGAGAGUAUGCAACGACUAGAUGCUGAAUUUAGAUCCAUGCCAAACUUAAAUCUAUCAACUAUAUUAAAAGACAACGCAUGGCGCAAAGGAACUAUCGUAGCUGUUAUAUUCUUCACAAUUCAGUCUUUUAACGGAGGAUUGUCAAUAGUAACGUUCGGUGCAUCGAUUUUGGAAAGUACGGGUGUUGAAUUCAAUAUAAACUCAGAGUACCAAGCACUUGGUUUCCCUACCAUAAUGAUCAUAUCGUCUCUUCUACUGACGACUGUUGUAGAAAAAUAUGGAAGAAAGGUUCUAUUGAUGGGAUCUUUUGCUGUAUCAGCUAUAGCAUUGCUUUCGUUGGCAAUCGCUUCUCUAUCUGCUUCCUAUGGAGGUAGCAUACCUAACUGGUUGCCAAUUGUAUGUCUAAUGUUAUCUGUUGCAAUGUUUUAUGGCGUCAUAGGUCCUGUAGCAUACGUUGUUACUACCGAAAUGUUCACUUUCCAGAUUCGUGGUAAAUUGAUGGGAAUCGUAUGCUCGUAUCUAUGGAUUGCAUUUUUCAUUCCCCUUGUCAUUUAUGCGCCAAUCUCAACGGCGUUCGGUCAAUGCGCUAACUUCUUCAUCUUCGGAAUUGUCAACGUUAUUGGCGUCGUCUUCACGUUAUUGUUCAUUCCGGAAACGAAAGGCAGAACCGAUGAGGAAAUUCGGGUUGCGUUAGUAGGUCGACGAAAAGAUGACGGAUCUGUUUGA